Messenger RNA from Chelonoidis abingdonii (Abingdon island giant tortoise), 1193 nucleotides. RefSeq names its product ovo like zinc finger 2 (gene OVOL2). Gene Ontology annotation, molecular function: RNA polymerase II cis-regulatory region sequence-specific DNA binding; DNA-binding transcription factor activity, RNA polymerase II-specific. Lineage: Eukaryota; Metazoa; Chordata; Testudines; Testudinidae. Gene Ontology annotation, biological process: regulation of transcription by RNA polymerase II; epidermal cell differentiation. Gene Ontology annotation, cellular component: nucleus. The record is from RefSeq and is a predicted model, not a curated record.
AUGCCUCCCGCGACCUGCCUGCUCGCCCUGGGCAGCGUCCUGCCCACCAGCCUGGCACCCCCUGGCACCUGCACUCUGCCUGCCCCCUUCCUGCCUCUUGCCAUCCUGCCCACCCACCUCUGGACACAAGCGUCUCUCCCUGUCCCAGUAACCCCCCUUCUCUGCCUCACCCCAGGAGGGAUAAGCUGCGUGCUGCUGAACUGCCGCAUUGAAGACAGCUGCAGCUUGGAGAGCAAUGGCAGUAGCACCGCCAGCACGAGGGAGGCCGAGCGGAGUGAUCCCCCGACUCCACAGCCAGCAGCCGAGAUCGGGAGCACAGAGGGGACCCUUCUGGACUUGGCCAUGAAGCGCCCAGUGGUCAGAUCGAAAAUCAAGUUCACGACGGGCACCUGCGACGAUGCGGCGCUGCACAAUUGUGAGCUGUGCGGCAAAGGCUUUCGUUUGCAGAGGAUGCUCAACCGUCACGUGAAGUGUCACAGCCAAGUAAAGAGACACCUGUGCACCUUCUGUGGCAAAGGAUUCAAUGACACCUUUGACCUAAAGAGACACGUAAGGACCCAUACAGGAAUUCGUCCUUACAAAUGUGAGAUCUGCAACAAGGCAUUUACCCAGCGAUGUUCUCUGGAGUCCCACCUUAAAAAGAUCCAUGGGGUGCAGCAGCAGUAUGCUUACAAACAGCGUCGUGAUAAACUUUACGUCUGCGAAGAUUGUGGCUACACGGGCCCAACGCAAGAGGACUUGUAUCUGCAUGUCAAUAACGCUCACCCUGGGAGUGCUUUCCUCAAGAAAACCUCUAAAAAGCUGGCAGCAGUCUUACAGAAUAAACUGACCUCUGUCCUGCAGCGGAACCCUGAAGAUGAUGAGGAAGACGAGUAACGCAGUGGAUUACAGCAGUCACAUGCAAUGAAGUUUACAUGUCAGGUGUUUUUUCAAACUGCUUUGAAAGGGAUCCGUGUAAUAGCAGGCAUCUUGUCCUUUUGAUAAUGACAGGCUGUGGAUGUUACAACCUCAAUGUGAGAGAAAUGUUCUCAGCUUAAUGCACAUACAAGGCUUUUUUAAUCGUGAGAAUAAAAGGGAAAAUUUUGGAGCCAGCAUCGCCUGUGGAUAGAGCCCUGCACUGAUACUCGGGAGAUUCCACGUCAGUUCCCAGCUCUGCCACUGGCCUGCUGUGUAACCUUGGGCAAGUCACUUAA